UAACCGCUCAAUUAUUCAAACAAAUCAAUGGUCAAGUAUAUGUUUCUUUAAUUUGUACAUAAGGUGACGAUUCAUCGUAUAACUCCUAUCAUCUUCAAGUAUUUCCAAAUAAAAACAAAUUUAUAACUCGAACAGAUACCAAAAUCUCUGUUAAAUACAUUAAGAAAAGCCAAUCUGGAACCGAACAGAGGUCAUGAGUGGCAAGAAUAUUACGUAGCACCUGUACAUUGUGAAGAUUUUUUCUAUGUUUGACCGGCAGAUCAGACAUUCUUCUUCGAUAUGAGCAAGAGAUGUCUCAAUUCCUUCGUGUUAUACUUUUUGGUUUCCAGUGGUUUGAUGUCUACAAUAUGCUCAAUGCCUCUAUAAGUUGUGUUUGUAAACCAACCAUAACCACACCCACAAGUCUAGAAAUGGCCAGUGACCAGACCAGAAACUCCAUUUACAGCUACAUCCACAAUUGUUUCUUGCAGAGAAUUGGGGUAGACAAGGCAAAGGGUAUAAUCUUCGAGACAAUUUUUGAGAAACUUGAUAUCAAGCAAAUAUAUUCACUCUCUCCGACCAUAUUCAGGAUCGUAGACUUGGGUUGUGCUGCCGGGCCUAACACAUUUGUUGCAGUUGAAAACAUAGUAGAACUUGUAAAGCUAAAAUGCCAAUUUCAUGGGCUGGAUCCAGACGGUCUUGAGUUUCAAGUGUUUUUCAAUGAUCUAGUCUCCAACGAUUUCAAUCUGCUUUUCAAGACCAUCCCCAGCAACAAAGAAUACUAUGCCUCAGGCGUCCCUGGAUCCUUUCAUGGUCGCCUGUUUCCUCCAGCUUCUCUCCAUUUCGCCUACUCCUCUCAUGCACUUGCACAUCUCUCAAAGGUGCCCGAUGAGCUUCUAGACAUAAGUUCUCCAGCUUGGAACAAAGGGAAAGUUUAUUUUACAAGCUCUCCAAAGGAAGUUGGUGAGGCUUACACCAGGCAGUUUGCAAAGGACAUGGAGUCCUUUCUGAAAGCCAGGGCCCUGGAGCUUGUUCCUGGAGGGCUUAUGGCUUUUCUCUUAACAAGUUGUCAUCCAGAUACUAAAUGUGUUCUCACUGCAGUCCUUGAUCUUUUGGGAUCUACCCUCAUGGAUCUAGUCAAAAUGGGAAUGGUUAGUGAAGAAAAAGUAGAUUCCUUCAACCUGCCGCUGUACUUCCCGAAUCCAAUAGAAUUAAAGGAUUUGAUUGAGAAAAAUGGGAGUUUUAGCAUCGAAAGAAUGCACGCCCUGGAACUUCCUUGUCCUGAUGAAAUUUGGGAAGGUGUUUUGCACAUGAGAGCAAUACUGGAGAAGCCCAUCCAGGAUCAUUUUGGAGUCCAUAUUGUUGAAACUUUAUUCAAUCAACUGCAGAACAAAAUCGUAGAAAACUCCGUCGCUUUUGACUUAAGCUAUAAGCGUGCAUUUGUACUAUGCGCUGUUUUGAAGCGUAAAAUACAUUUGGAAAAUAUUUAGUUAUGUAAAUAUGUAUACAU
Manihot esculenta (cassava) is the source of this 1489-nucleotide messenger RNA. RefSeq names its product loganic acid O-methyltransferase. Gene Ontology annotation, molecular function: S-adenosylmethionine-dependent methyltransferase activity. The transcript has 3 exons. The record is from RefSeq and is a predicted model, not a curated record. Bases 291 to 1469 code for a protein of 392 amino acids. Gene Ontology annotation, biological process: methylation. NCBI's taxonomy places the organism in Eukaryota, Viridiplantae, Streptophyta, Magnoliopsida, Malpighiales, Euphorbiaceae.